This is a messenger RNA of Pseudomassariella vexata, 1638 nucleotides long. RefSeq lists its product as uncharacterized. Gene Ontology annotation, molecular function: zinc ion binding; nucleic acid binding. Lineage: Eukaryota; Fungi; Ascomycota; Sordariomycetes; Amphisphaeriales; Pseudomassariaceae. Bases 1 to 1638 code for a protein of 545 amino acids. Gene Ontology annotation, cellular component: cytoplasm. The record is from RefSeq and is a predicted model, not a curated record. The transcript has a single exon.
AUGGGCAACGAACAGUCGUCUGGCCGAGGAGGAGCAGGGUCAGCAACCAACAACGAUGCGCCCCAGAAGACAGACUACUACGAACUCCUCGGAGUAGAGCGCCAAGCGACCGACGUCGAGAUCAAGAAGGCAUACCGAAAGAAAGCAUUGGAGCUUCACCCCGACCGCAACUAUGGCGAUAUUGAGAAUGCAACUGUAAAAUUUGCCGAAGUCCAAUCCGCCUACGAAGUCCUCUCCGACGCCCAAGAACGAUCAUGGUACGAUUCGCAUCGCGACAGCAUCUUGCGCGGUGCUGACCCCAGCGAUGCCGAUGCUACCCCGGAGUACUACAACAUCCGCAUGACCACAUCCGAAGAACUCUAUAACCUGAUCGGCCGCUUCAACAAAUCCGUACCCUUCACUGAUGCCCCAACCGGCUUCUUUGGCAUACUGGCCGAAACCUUCGACUCACUGGCACAGCAGGAGGUCGCGGCUUGCGAUUGGGAUGGUCAGAAUGUCGUUGAAUACCCUUCGUUUGGCUCAGCCAAUGACGACUUCGACACUGUCGCAAAGCCCUUCUACAAGGCCUGGACGAAUUUCGAGACGCAGAAGAGUUUUGGCUGGAAGAACAAAUGGCGGCUCUCAGACGCCCCCGACCGAAGGGUACGUCGGCUCAUGGAAAAGGAAAACAAAAAGCUGCGCGAGGACACAAGAGCCGAGUUCAGCGAAGCUGUGCGAUCACUCGUCGCCUUCGUGCGGAAACGAGAUCCGCGCUACGUCCCCAACACGCAGUCGGAAGUCGAACGAGCAAAGAUUCUGAGAGAUGCCGCCGCCGCCCAGGCCGCGAGGUCUAGAGCGGCCAAUCAGGACAAAACCAACCAGUUUGUGAUGCCCGAGUGGGCACAGUCUCGUGGUGAUGACAACGGGCUCGAGGGCGAGUUCUCUGAGAGCGAGGAUGAGUCUGAGGUUGAGGUUCUCGAGUGUGUCGUGUGCAACAAGACAUUCAAGACGGAAAAGCAGUAUGAAGUGCACGAGAAGAGCAAGAAACACGCCAAGGCGGUGCAACAGCUCAGGUGGCAGAUGAAAAAGGAGAAUGCGGGGCUUGAUCUCGAGGAGCCUUCCACGUCGAUCUCACCUGCUGCCGCCCCAAUAUCAAAAGAAUACGAAGUCGAGCCAGAGCUACUUGAGGACAGCUCAAGUCACGUUGGAGCAGAAUCCAGGGCCGAGACUGAAGCGACAGAGGCUACAAGCUCAAAAGCGACGAAUAUCAGUUCCGAAACCGAAACUGAUAACGACGAUUAUGUUGAUAGAGCCGUUGUGGAAGAACGCCUGACAUCGGCCAAAUCCAACCCCCUACUGAGAGACGAUCAGGAUGACUUGAACGAGCUCUCAGGCCGAAUCGGCGAUGUGUUAAUAAAAGACUCUACGGCAGGCAGAAAAUUAGGAAAGGCGAAAGCCAAGAGGGAGAAAAGGGCAGCAAAACAAACUGCACUGGACCAACAAGGCGUUUCUCAUAAAUGCGCUGUCUGCAAUGAGACGUUCAACUCCAAAACAAACCUAUUCAACCAUCUGAAAGCCGAACGCCAUGCAGCACCUCUUUCGGGCAAUAUUGCAGUCCAGUUUAUCAAGCCGGGCAAGUCGGGCAAAAAUAGAAAGUGA